CAGGACUUGCGCAAGCGCAGAGUGAAUCGUGAAGGUGAAGAUGGCGGGGAGCUUGGUGGCCGCUUUCGGCGCCCGGUGUCUGCAAAGCGUAGCUAGGCAGGCGCUGCCGUUAGGGGCACGGACAGCCUCCCACAUUACCAAGGACAUGCUGCCGGGCCCCUAUCCUAGGACUCCAGAGGAGCGGGCGGCCGCCGCCAAGAAGUAUAAUAUGCGAGUGGAAGACUACGAGCCUUACCCGGAUGAUGGCAUGGGGUAUGGCGACUACCCAAAGCUGCCUGACCGCUCACAGCAUGAAAGGGAUCCAUGGUAUGCAUGGGAUCACCCAGACCUGAGGUUGAACUGGGGUGAGCCGAUUCAUUGGCACCUAGACAUGUAUAUCAGGAACCGUGUGGACACGUCCCCCACACCUGUUUCUUGGAACAUCAUGUGUAAGCAUCUCUUCGGCUUUGUGGCCUUCAUGAUUUUCAUGUUCUGGGUAGGAGAGAUGUACCCCUGCUACCAGCCUGUGGGGCCGAAGCAGUAUCCUUAUAAUAAUCUGUACCUGGAACGAGGCGGAGAUCCCACCAAAGAACCUGAACUGGUGGUUCACUAUGAGAUCUGAAGAGGCUUUUUGAAUUCUUAUGCCCUCUAAUGAGGACUCCUCAUUCCUAGAGAUUUAACCUUAAUGAAAUCCCUAAUAAAACUUAGUGCUGUGGCA
This is a messenger RNA of Fukomys damarensis (Damara mole-rat), 697 nucleotides long. It is a transcript of the gene Ndufb8, whose product is annotated as NADH:ubiquinone oxidoreductase subunit B8. Gene Ontology annotation, cellular component: mitochondrion. Lineage: Eukaryota; Metazoa; Chordata; Mammalia; Rodentia; Bathyergidae. The transcript has 5 exons. Gene Ontology annotation, biological process: mitochondrial electron transport, NADH to ubiquinone. The record is from RefSeq and is a predicted model, not a curated record. The coding region runs from base 41 to 601 and encodes 186 amino acids.